CUCGUAUCGCAGAGGACUCGUAGAUUGAAAGUUUGAAAGCUAAAGGCGGGCGACCCUGGGUCCCACCAGCAGCAGGAAGCCCGACAGCAGCGCGCACGCACCAAACUACUUUCCGCUACCAUGGCAGCUCGAAGGAGAACCACGCUAGCGGCAGUGUCGAGCUCAUCGCUCAACUCCCGCGGUUCCACGGGCACGACGUCGUCGGGACGCUCCUCCCUGGCGUCAUCCAAGCAGCCGUCCUCGCGAUUCAGCAUUUCUACCAGCUCGGCCGCGGCAAGGUCUACCAUGGGCGGCGGCGCAGGGGGCGGGGGGCGCACUAGCAUGGGGGCACGCCCCAGCAUGGGUACGUCUCGUCCGAGCAUGGGCACCUCGCGGCCAAGCAUGAGUUCCUCCCGGCAGAGCGCGGGAAGGCCCAGCAUGUCUACCGCCGGGGACCGCAAGUCUGUCGGAGUUCGGCGAACCACUUCGUUCGGGACCGGCGGCGGCAGCAGGUCGGACCAGAGGCCGUUGAUGGACAAGGCCCACCUCAACGCCUCCCUGCACAAGCUGGCGGCCUACCUGACUGACCACGGUUACGAUCAGCCCAUCAACAGCAAGAGCCUGACGCGGCCGAGCGGCAGGGACUUCAACAACAUCACGGGGUUCUUGUUCAGGCAGCUUGACCCGAACUACAGGCCCUCCGGGAGGUUCGAAGACGACGUUGUUCCCUUCCUCAAGAUGGUCCGGUACCCGUUCACCAUCUCCAAGUCCUCGCUCGCCGCCGUCGGAGCUCCGCAGACUUGGCCUAAAGUGAUGGGUGCCAUCUCGUGGAUAGUGGACGCCCUCCUGUACGAUGAGACCAUCGCCGUGGCGGAGGAGGAGCAGCGCGCGAGGGAGCGGGAGGCCACGCCCGAGGAGAGAGAGCGGGACAAGGAGGACGGCGUCGAUGACCAGGGCGCAGACCAGAAGAACUUCGUGGCCUACUUGGAAGAGGCCUACUGCUGCUUCCUCGAGGGAGACGACGAGGCCCAUCAGGCCGUCACCACGGAGUACACGGAGGCGCGCGAUGAAGAGGACGCCGGGGCCGAGGAGUUUCUACGGAACCUCGAGGAGGCCAACAAGACCCUGGGGCAGACCAACCAAGAGCUGCUGGACCAAGGGAACUCUCUCCCUGCACUGGAGGAAGGGCUUAAGCUGACGCUUUCCGACAACGAGAAGAUCACAUCCCUCUUGGAGGAGAUCGAGACGCACAGGCGCUUGCUGCAGGAGAAGGUGGACAAGAGAGUGGAGGAAGAGCGGAGGCUCAAGGAAUUCAGCGCGUCGGACAUGGAGGGCCAGCUCUCGGAGAGGAGCAGGCUGAGGGACGCGCUGGCCGGCGCGGGGGAGGCCAAGGUCAAAGCACGCAAGGAGGGGUGGUCAGCCCAGGUUGAAGUGUCGAGCACAAAGGAGGCGCUUAAGGAGAACCUUCACCGGUACAGGGAACAGGCCGAGGCGUUGCUGCUCGUACCCUUCGGCACGCAGCCGGCAGAGAACGCCGGAGAGACGAACUACGCGGUGGACAUCGACGAAACCAAGCUCGACCAAGAGGACGGCGUGUUGACGAAUGACGUCAGGGGGGUCAUCCGCCCCGCGCUGAAGGAACUCAAGAUUGCCAUCGUGCGAAGGACCGCGGGGCUACGGCAGGUCAAGCGGAAGGAAGAGGCCUACAACAAGAGCAAGUACGCUCUCGACAAGCAGGUGGCGGGCGGAAAGAGCGAGACAGAGCACGAGGAGAGACGCCUCGAAUCGCAAAAUGGCUCGGCGGAGAGACUGGACAGGGUGGCGGCGGAGAACAAGGCCAGCUCGGACGUGCUGCGGGUGCAGAUCGAGGCGCUGAAGGAGAGAAAGGAGAUAGAGAAGAGGCUGAGCGAGAACGUGUUGCAGAGCACGCUGGAAACUGCCCUGGACUACAAGGAGCGAGAGGAGAAGUGCUUGGCCGGGCUUAAAGACAGGUAUCGUCAGCACCACAGGGCUAUUCUUCACGGGCAGACGGCGUUCGACCUCGUGCUGUCCGAGGGGGGCAUUUUGCUGGACCACGAUCAGCCGGCGGCGGGGGAGGAAGAGGGACUGGGGGCAGCGGAGGGCCACCUUCGGCUACAGGAGGAGGAAGGGGAGACGCGGGAGGACGGCGAGGAGGACCCUUUGCACGGCCGGAUAGCCCUGUGGCCCUCCGUGCCCUCGUCCUCAUGAUGGGGUCGCUUUUUGAGUUUUCU
Messenger RNA from Ectocarpus sp. CCAP 1310/34, 2231 nucleotides. The record is from the annotation of a GenBank genome assembly. NCBI's taxonomy places the organism in Eukaryota, Phaeophyceae, Ectocarpales, Ectocarpaceae.